Molecule: messenger RNA, 1053 nt
Organism: Vanderwaltozyma polyspora DSM 70294
Lineage: Eukaryota; Fungi; Ascomycota; Saccharomycetes; Saccharomycetales; Saccharomycetaceae
Product: BAR domain-containing protein
Exons: 1
Coding region: 1-1053 (350 amino acids)
Source: RefSeq, a predicted model, not a curated record
AUGUCAUUUGGUGCUUUUAGUGAAUCUGUGGGUAAAAAAUUUCAGGAGUUAACGACAAAGACUCAAGAAUUGACUUCAACUAUUCCAACCGUUGCUCAAAGCACACAUCGUAUGGUUAAGGAGAAAUUGGGUCAAGUCGAUGAUAUUUCUCCAUUGCCACAAGAAUAUUUGGAUUUAGAACUAAAGAUUGAUACUUAUAAGAGUGUCUAUGAACAUUUUUUGAAGAUCACUUCUAUUUAUGAAAGGGAAUCUUAUGAUUACCCAAAAGAGUUUUCGGAAUCUGUAAAUGAAUUUACUGAUAGUAUUGGUAAUAAAAUGUAUGAAUUUUCAAAUGGAGUCAGUACUGAAGGUUCAUCGGGUAAAACCCCAAGGACUUUAAAUUAUGCUGUAAGUAAAGUUUCCAUGGGUGCAAGUGAACAAUUCCAGAAAUUGCACGAUACCGAUGAUAAGAGAAUUGCUAAUCUUUUAACUAACGUCGGUAAUGCUGAGGCUUCUAUUGCUGAAGCCAGAUUGCUACAGGACCAUAGUAUUCAAGCCAAAUUUAACUUUCAAUUGAGGGAAGAAAUUGCCCAAAGUAUCGAAAGAGCCUCAAAAUACCGUAAGGAGGUCUAUCAUAAAAGAUUAAAGUAUGAUAUUGCAAGAGAAAAAUAUUCAAAACACGAAAAGAACGGUACAGUGAAAGUUGAAUUGGAAAUUUUAGAAGAUGAAUUUAAUCAUGCUACUAAGGAUGCUAUAAUGGUAAUGCAAGAAAUUAUUAGUAACAACAGAUUUGAACAAAACUUAAAGGAUUUUGCAGCUGCCAAGUUAGCUUACCAUGAGAAAUCAGUUGAUGCUUUAAGAAACUUAUUGGAUAACGCGGAAUUGGCAUCAGAGAAGCCAGUCCCUGAAACACCAGCUACUAAAACUGAACAAUCAAAAGAUACACCGGUAUCAACUAACAAUAAAGUUGAAUUAGAAGUAAAUGAUGAUGAGGAAGAGGAAGACAAUAAGGAAAUUAAAGAAGAAAAACCUAAAGGAAGGAGACCACCUAAAGGGGAAGUUGAUUUGAAAUAA